This is a messenger RNA of Armigeres subalbatus, 3151 nucleotides long. RefSeq names its product glutamyl aminopeptidase-like. Bases 22 to 2595 code for a protein of 857 amino acids. Lineage: Eukaryota; Metazoa; Arthropoda; Insecta; Diptera; Culicidae. Gene Ontology annotation, cellular component: cytoplasm. The transcript has 2 exons. The record is from RefSeq and is a predicted model, not a curated record. Gene Ontology annotation, biological process: peptide catabolic process; proteolysis. Gene Ontology annotation, molecular function: peptide binding; metalloaminopeptidase activity; zinc ion binding.
GUCAUACUAACUGAGGUCAAGAUGAUCUUCAUUCACUUUUUGUGUGCUGUGAUCUCGCUUCUGGCAACGGGAAUAGUGGCGGAUAGAACAACCUAUCGUCUACCGGACAGUACCUUCCCUGUGCACUAUACCCUUCGAAUUGAGAUGAAUCCGGACCUCGGAUCUGCGAGCAACUACAGCGGAUCUGUCGCCAUAAUCGUCAACGUUCACUACCCAACGGAUGCGAUCGUCUUACACGCGGAUGCCAGCCUUGAAAUCGAACAAAUUGUGAUCUGGAACGUCGCAAACAGUGAGCCCAUCAACAUACAGUCUGUGGAACGGGAAGCUGCAACACAGUUCCUUAAAAUCUAUACCGAUCGCACGAUGAAUCAAAUAGAGCAGUACGUAUUGGGGAUUGACUUCAACGGUUACCUGCUGCGAGGUGGCAAUCAAGGCUUUUUCCUAAACAGUUAUCAGAAUGAGUUUGAAGAAGAUUUUUACGCAGUGACGGCCUUCGAACCGACACACGCUCGCAAAGCGUUCCCGUGCUACGACGAGCCUAUGUUCAAGGCCACAUUUGAUGUGGAGAUUGUGUGCGGAAGAGACUACAGUGUUCACUCCAACGCCGAACCGGUAGAUGUGGAGCUGAUGGGUGAGGAUAAGCAAUUGGUACGAUUCGAGCGAACUCCUCCGAUGGCGAGCUACUUGAUUGCGUUCAUGAUAUCGAAGUUCGACGAGGAAGUUCGGGAGUUUGAUGGACUACGGCUCGGAAUGAUUACGCGUCCGGACGAGGAUCGAAGUGGAGAUUUGGAAUUUGCCUUCCAAGCUACUCGGUUCGCCGUGGAUGCCUUGCAAAGUUACACCGGACAGAGAUAUAGCUUUUUGAAGCUAGACCAAGUCGCCAUCGAUGGCUUCAAUGGUGGUUUGGAAAAUUGGGGCUUGAUUCUUUACGCUACGGAUUUACUGAUUGUGGAUCCGGCAGCCGACAGUUGGGAAAGGGUGGAUUCUGCGUUGCUUAUUACACAUGAAGUGGCUCAUCAAUUCUUCGGAAACUUAGUCGGGUUACCCUGGUGGGAGCAUUUAUGGAUGAAGGAAGGGUUUGCCACGUUCAUGUCGUACAAGUUGUCCUUGCAGUUUCUACCCGAUGCGAGGGACCUGAUCAAGCAGCAAUUCUAUAAUGACAUUUGGGAUGCAAUGUAUUUCGACUCCGGUCCUACGACGUAUCCAAUGUCACAUUACGUUGAAUCUCCUGAAGCAAUCGGUGCGCUUUAUCAAAAGCAUAUUGUUUACAGUAAAGCUGCUGGCAUCAUCAGGAUGAUGGAGAAUGCAGUGGGAAGUGAUGUGCUGGAAGCAGCCGUUCAGAACUAUAUUAUCAAUCAUCGUUUCGGCACCGCUAACCCCUACAAGCUGUACCUAAGUCUAGAUAAAUUUGUCGGAUAUCAGCUUCCACCGGGGGUUCACGUGGGUGAGAUUUUCCAUUCUUGGGCAGCUCAAGCUGGACACCCGAUUAUCCACGUCGAAAGAAUCGGUGAAUCAGACAGAUAUCGAUUGACGCAGCAUCCGUUUGGUUCCUGCGAUUGCGAGGGUUCUCGCUGGUGGAUUCCGAUCUUCUAUACCUCAUAUGAUGUCGGCGAACGGUUCGCAGGUUGGAUGCCCGACACGACGGAUACCGUCACCGUUGUUAUGGGCGGCUUUCUCCCGCUGGUGAAUAAUCGUUGGCAGGGUUUCUUCCGAGUUAGUUAUUCUCAGCAGGGAUGGAACGAAAUCCUUAACAACUGGAACAGCAUAGACGGCGAUAGUCGAGCCAAGCUGAUCGAUGACGCAUUCGGAUUACUUUGGAAUCUGGAAAACACCACAGAACCGUUAAUAGAGAUGCUUGCCAGGCUAAAAACGGAGAAUGAUCCGCUACCAUGGAUGGCAGCAAUGGCCGAUCACAAUCUCUGGAAGCUUGUUCAAUUGGUGAAAGGACGGUCGAACGUUGAAUCUAACGUUCUCCAAUUAGCUCGAAACUUGACCCGCGAUAUGUUGUCCAUAUUUCGUGACGAUAUGCGUGGUGGGAGCAUUGCAGCACGUCGCACAGCUUUAUUAUGGGAAGAACGAAUUCAUUUGAUUGAUAACGGGAGAGUUGAAAAAUCCGAGCUGCACUGCCCACAGAUGUUAUCUUCGCAACAAUUGACUGAGUUACGAUGCAAGGCACAACCUCUGGUGGAGAUGCUGAAUAGCGUUGAUGUAGCAAUGUGCUUCGGAGGUCCGGAAGAGUAUCGACAGUUUUUGGACAAUUUAUUACGGAAUUUCAAAUGUCCAGAGGUCUGGAACGUUAUUCUAAUUUUGCUUGAGAAAGAAAUCCCGUUCGUUGACUCAUUUUUGCAAUCGUUAAUUGAUGAAUUGAGUGACAUGCAGAACAGUGUCGAUCCAGAACCAUUGGAAGAUUUUUUGAAAGGUGCUACAUUCUUCAUCUACAAACCCGAACAUCAGCAAUUGUAUCAGAAAUUUGUAGACAGCCUGGAAGUGAUCAGCGAAGUGCAACGUUCCAACGUGAAGGACUUGUUGGAUGUACAGCGAAAUCGGGUUGCAGGCAUUAUCCAAGCUUUACAGGAAGCUAACCGAUCUAUGUGAAAGCAUUCAAUUUCAUUUGUAAAUAAACUAAACAUGUGAAAAUCUUACAUUCUACGAAAUACAUCACCGAUUUUACGAACUCGACUUGCGCAAGUAAGCCCCAUCAUAAACAGCUGAUGAUGCCAAGAAAAGCUGUCCCGGCCUACGCCAAGAACGAGUUAGUAACGUUUUCCAAUGAAGUGUCCAUCUCCCUUGGGGACUUCUCUAUUUUGGGCUUCGCCGAAUCAAUGCCCAUCAGCGGCCGUAAUGGUUGUGUGUGUGGUGCGACAAUCGACCUUAUUCUUUUGCUGUCGUGUCAACAGACACAAUCCGAGCACAUUACGAAUCAUCAUCACCAUCGGACCCGGCUAUUUGUUCUCUGGUACAGCGUGCGGCAAUUUAUGUGCUGAAUUUGUUAUCUCAACUGAUUUCCCCCUAUGCAUCGAUGCGAGUGUAGGUGGUUUCGCACCUGUUGCUGAAUGCAGGGCCGUCAUGUGGCAGGAUUUUCAACGCAAUGUAUUUUUCGCAAAAAAUCAAGUCGAACAUGAAAACGUGUGCCAUUUAUAAGUCCUUUGAC